AGUGAAGAACAACAAUCUCACUUUGUCUUUUUUCUCUCUCUGAUAGAAAAGGAAGUGGUGGAAGAUAUGCCGAGGCCAGGGCCAAGACCGUACGACUGUAUCAGAAGAGCUUGGCAUAGUGACAGACACCAACCCAUGAGGGGUUUGCUCAUCCAAGAGAUUUUCAGGAUUGUUUGUGAGAUUCACAGCCAAUCCACCAAGAAGAACACAGAAUGGCAAGAGAAGCUCCCUGUUGUUGUCUUGAGAGCUGAAGAAAUCAUGUAUUCCAAAGCCAAUUCUGAGGCUGAGUAUAUGGACAUGAAGACCCUUUUAGACCGUACAAACGACGCCAUCAACACCAUCAUACGACUUGAUGAGACCACCGAAACAGGGGAAUUUCUUCAGCCUUGUAUAGAAGCUGCUUUACAUUUGGGGUGCACACCAAGGAGAGCUUCAAGGAGCCAACGGAACAUAAACCCAAGAUGUUAUCUUAGCCACGACUCAACUAACUUUGACAACAUUUUGUCUCAAGUAUUCAUGAAACCUAACAACAACUUUGCUCCAAAGAAUCUUGCAGUAGCACAAGAGAAGUGCCCUGUCUCCAAGUACUCGGCCUACCCUUUAUGCUAUUCAUUCCGGCCAAUCUCUGACUCGUGCAAGUCCAAAAACAGUAGACCUGCAAGUCUCUCUGAUGCUACGAAUGGCAUUACCUUUGGUGGGGGUGAAUGUGAUCUAUCUCUGCGCUUAGGUCCUCUUGGACCUCCACCUCCUACUCAUAAACGAAGUAAGAUGAGCAACAACAACAACAGCUGAAAAGAAGGACAAGAUUGAGUUUUGAUUAGUGAGUCUUGUGUUAGAAGAAUGUGUGCUUCAGUUAGGUCUUUUAGUAUCCUCUCUAGCCUCUAGGUUUAGGUGUUUGUGAACAUGUAAAUAGAUAGACGAAGUAACA
Messenger RNA from Arabidopsis arenosa, 928 nucleotides. NCBI's taxonomy places the organism in Eukaryota, Viridiplantae, Streptophyta, Magnoliopsida, Brassicales, Brassicaceae. The record is from the annotation of a GenBank genome assembly.